CGUAGAACGCCUGACUCGACGCAGCCGUUGCUCGACUGUUGGGUUGUAAAAAAAAAACCAAAAAACAAACAUCGAUUUCUGAGUCUUACUGGAAAUAAACAUCAGGAGAAAAUAGUGUUUGUAAGCUGAAUUCCCUUUUUAUGCGUCUAGUGAGUUCGGAGAAGAGUCGUUUCUGUCGGUAAAAUGGGAAACUGCCACACCGUGGGACCGAACGAGGCCCUUGUGGUUUCAGGUGGCUGCUGUGGCUCAGAUGAGAAAACAUAUGUGGUGGGAGGCUGGGCCUGGGCCUGGUGGCUCAUCUCUGACAUCCAGAGAAUGUCUCUGGAGGUUAUGACCAUCCUCUGUCGCUGUGAGAAUAUCGAAACCUCGGAGGGUGUUCCCCUGGAUGUGACAGGGGUGGCUCAGGUGAAGGUGAUGACAGAAAACGAGCUGCUGGGAUACGCCUGUGAACAGUUCCUGGGGAAGUCUGUGGUCGAGAUCAAGAGUGUGAUCCUGCAGACCCUGGAGGGUCACCUGCGUGCCAUCCUUGGCACCCUGACUGUUGAACAGAUCUACCAGGACAGAGACAGAUUUGCUGCUCUGGUGCGAGAGGUGGCCUCUCCCGAUGUCGGCCGCAUGGGCAUCGAGAUCCUCAGCUUCACCAUCAAGGAUGUGUACGAUAAAGUGGAGUACCUGAGCUCUCUGGGAAAAACUCAGACGGCUGCCGUGCAGAGGGAUGCAGACAUCGGAGUGGCAGAGGCAGAGAGAGACGCUGGCAUCAGGGAAGCUGAGUGCAAGAGGGAAAUGAUGGACGUGAAGUUCUUAGCCGACACAAAAAUGGCCGACUCCAAGCGAGAGCUGGAGAUGCAGAAGGCUUCCUUCAAUCAGGAAGUGAACACAAAGAAAGCAGAGGCUCAGCUGGCGUACGAGCUGCAGGCGGCCAAAGAGCAGCAGAAGAUCCGUCUGGAGGAGAUCGAGAUCGAGGUGGUGCAGAGGAAGAAGCAGAUCUCAAUCGAAGAGAAGGAGAUCGAUCGUACUGACAAGGAGCUCAUCGCCACCGUGAAGAGACCCGCCGAGGCUGAAGCCUACAAGAUGCAGCAGCUGGCAGAGGGACAGAAGACAAAGACGGUGCUGACGGCUCAGGCAGAGGCGGAGAAGAUCCGUUUUAUCGGUGAGGCCGAGGCCUCCGCCAUCGAAGCGGUGGGGAAGGCAGAGGCUGAGAAGAUGAGGCUGAAGGCCGAAGCUUACCAGCAGUACGGAGACGCUGCCAAGACGGCUCUGGUCCUGGAGGCUCUCCCCAAGAUUGCCGGUAAGAUCGCUGCUCCGCUGGCAAAGGUCAAUGAGAUCGUCAUCCUGAGCGGAGAAGGCAGCCGUGUGACUGGAGAGGUGAACCGUCUGUUAGCCGAGCUCCCCGUGUCCGUCAACGCCCUCACCGGGAUGGACCUGACGAAGAUCCCUCUGCUGCAGAAGAUGAUCAGCCCUCAGUGCUAAACCGCCAUGUGAAGGACACGCUCCACGGACUCGUGACUCUGAACCCACCGAUAUUUAUCUGCCUCAAGCAUGAUGAUUUUCAGCCUCUGACCCCUUAUGCAAACUGCCUUCGACCACGAACACUUGACGCCACUUGAUGUUUUUAAGAGUUUUUCUGAAUCGUGGGCCUUAACUCUGAAGGACCCGACGCUCUCUUUAGUUCUUUAGUUUGUAGACUUUUUGAGUUUGUGUAACCCAAAACAGAGUAUUUGAGUUCAGGGACUACAGCUGGGGCUCUGCCCACUUUUAGCCUGAUCGUGUUUAAGAUCAUUUAUACCGCCUUCAGUCGUGGGGGAAUCAAGGAAUGAUUGACCUUUGACCUGCUUCAGCGUCAGACUAAAGCCUGCUUUAUACUUCUGCAUCCAAUCCACGCUGCCGUGAGCUCUACUCUGGCGUUGUGUCGACACGUGGUCACAUGUUUGAGGAGGUGCACGCCAGUUUGAGAGCAACGCCAACGGUGCAGGUUCGCUGCGGAAGUAUAAAUCAAGCUCAAAGUUUGCAGGUCACCUCUUCCUCCUCAGGUGUUGCAUAUGUUCCCAAUGAGAGCAGACUGAAGUGCCCCGCCUCCUCCUUACAAUCCAGUCUAUCAUCCAUCAUUCAGAGCGCCGUCAGUGAAGUAGCGUGCAGCAGUCUGAGCGCGGUGCGGCAGCUUUUAUUUCCUCUUUGCUUUUAAAACUCUUUUUCCUUUUUUUUAGGUUAGUUGAAAAUAACUCAGAGAACUUGUUACCAAAACUGUCUCACUUACUGCUCAGCAGAGCGCCACUCACUGUGAUCCUUAGCAUGUUCCAGGAGCAGGCGCACGCUAGCUGUUACCUCACCGUUUGUCGUCUUGUCGCCCGUCUCGUCGCCUGGUGUGCAGUGCCUGUUCAACACUCAAGUGCCCAAUCCUUCAGGACAGGGGUUUGGCUUCAGAUGGAUUCUUGUCCGAGUAUAUCUCAAUGUGUAGAUAUCAUCCCUGAACUCUAACAUCCGCUUUUACUAACAAUCGUGUAGAAUGCUAGCUCGUUAUAAAGAAGCCAUAAUUAGACAUGAUUAGCCUUAAACACUCUCUGGACGCCUGAUUCUGUAUUAUUCAUGUAGCGCCGCGUCAGAGCUUUAACUCGUUCACCACUUCUUCCUCCCUUUAUGUUGUUCAAGCUGUUCUCUUCAAACUCUUCAUAUUUGAACCUGAGUAACCCUGCAGCCCUGCAGGUUGAAAGAAGCCACUCGUUGACCCCGAUGUGUGACGUCAGAGCCAGUACUUUGAAUGUUUGUGACCCGUUGAAACGUGAACACGUGAUCGGGUCGUAGACGCUGCCGUCACAUCGUGAUUCUGUUUCGUUUGGUUCAUGUCGUGUGGAGCCGUUUGAAUAACCUGCUGACGCAACACGUGAUGAUCUCUUCGCUUCACAUUCGGUCAGUUUAUUUACUUAAAGGGGCCAAUCAGUAAACGUUUGAAGCCAAUCCAGAAUCCUUUUUAUUUCAGUCCUUAAAUCAACUCUGGAUCACAAUCAGCUUUGCUCUCAAUGGGACUACAUACUUCGUCCACAGGGGGCGCCAAAUCCUCACAGCUGCUUUUAGAGAAAUACUUUGUUUGAUAUCAAAAGCUUUUAGGGGGGGGGGAUAUUUUAUGGGGAAAAAUCAAAUCCUAAAAUCUUUUUAAUCAUCUCCUGUCACUAAAGCAAAGAAAAUAUUUCUACUCUAAUUAUGUUGAUUGUUUAAAAAAAUAAGUAUUUUGUUUUGUUUGGCUCGUUUAAAGUUUGUGACUCUGUAAUCCAGACUGACUCUGUCCCUCUGCUGGGAUCAGGAUCACAGUUACCUGACAGGAUCCGGUUUAGUUUUCUUGUCUUUCCGCCUCUAGAGGGCAGCGGCACGGUUUGUGUCUUCAGAUGAGUCUUUAUGUUGCUGCCUGGUGAACAUUUCACCUCCACCUGGUCCCAAGUGGACCUUUUAUAGACCACUUUCUUCACCGGAAAUAUAUAUAUAUAUAUAUAUAUAUUUUUUUUUUUUUUCUUUUUUACUGCUGACAAAGGAAGUUAAAAUCGACCACUCUUUUCUUUCUGUGAAUAAACAGCUUCUGGUUUCCUUUAAGUGAACCUUCAAACU
This is a messenger RNA of Labrus mixtus (cuckoo wrasse), 3594 nucleotides long. RefSeq names its product flotillin-2a. Bases 184 to 1470 code for a protein of 428 amino acids. The transcript is spliced from 11 exons. The record is from RefSeq and is a predicted model, not a curated record. NCBI's taxonomy places the organism in Eukaryota, Metazoa, Chordata, Actinopteri, Labriformes, Labridae. Gene Ontology annotation, biological process: regulation of myoblast differentiation; protein localization to plasma membrane. Gene Ontology annotation, cellular component: plasma membrane.